AGGAUAUAAUAAAAAUAAUCAUGAAGGGAAGCAUUCUUAAUAUUCUAUGCUUGAUAGUCUCAUUUAUAUCGCUAACUAAGGGGCAGAGCGGGAAGCUUUUAAAACAUAGGAAUUCCUCAAGAAGUAUUCUCAACAGCACAAUUCUCCUAGUAGACUUGCUGUUUGAUAUAGACUUUGAAUCAAGAAUCACAGUCCAUAAUGAAUCGACCAAAGUAAAUAGGAAUACUAUCUUGGAGAAAUCUAAAAAUUAUGCCAUUGACCAGUGUUACGCUGCUAUUAACAGCUACACAAAAUAUAUGAGACAAGAUCCUUACAAGAAGAUGCAGCUGUAUUCCUUUUCGGAUAUAGCAGAUGUCGGAGAUUAUUCAGGAUGCCAAGAAAUCACCAGCCACGCUGAAUGGAAUUACAUUAACGUAAAUUUAACAAAAUUGCCUGUAGACGUCCGGUUUGGUCUUUGAUUUCCUAAAGAAUGUACACAAGUAAUGAUGAACCAAGCUGCUGACCCUUUAUCAGCCAUAACCUUUAAAUUAGUCCAAACUAUUGGAUGGAUAACUGAUAUUGAGUUUAUCAGGAAACAGAGACUAGGGGCUGAGGUCUCCUUUAUUCAACCUAAAGCCUGGAGAGAAACUCAGAUUCAAAAUAAAUCAAUAGGAGCCAUAGCUGUCUUGGCUCUUAUGAGUCUCUAUGCAGGUCUUGUUAUCUCAUUUAGUCUUUUACUACACUGGCAAAGACCGAAUAAAAAUAGUUGGGAAAAUAAGAAAUAUGUUCCAAACGAGAAAGAGAGCUUUCUAAGCGGAGGUGGUUAUUACACAGGGAAUACAACACCUAGUGAUUACUAUGACAGCAUUAGAGAUCCUAUAAAUUUCCCCAACGAUAGUCGUGAAGUGAGCCAAACUGAUCCUUUCAUCUUAGGAUUUUCUCCUAGGAAGCAGUCAGCUCCAAUGCAUCAGAUACCUACAAAGUACGUCAGUAUCACUCCUAGGAGUGAUAAUGUGACUACUGAAGAAUCGACAGAUAUGUCUGCUCAAAAAGAUCAUAAGAAAUCUCAAAUUAUUGUCCGCAAUAAAUUUAAAGGAUCAUUCUGGGAGAACAUAAUCAACUGCUUCUCAAUACAAAGGAAUAUAACUUCUUUGCACACGCCGAUAAAUAAGUUUAAGGAGGAUGAGGAUCUAGCCUUCAUUGAUGGCAUGAGGGUCCUGACUAUGCUCUGGGUGAUCCUUGCCCUGACUGCAGUUUAUACACUGAUAAGUAAUCUCAGUGACCCAAUUAUGAUCUUUGUCUACUUCCAGGGAUACCCAUUUGCCUUCCUAGCUGGCUGUUUCAUUACACCUGAAUUAUUCGUGUUUUACAUAUUUUUCCUAGGAUUCAUUUAUAUGGCAAGGUUUUAUGAUCUCAAUGGUGGGAUUGGUUUCACAGACUACAUCAGGUUCUACAUCCACAGGUUCUUAAAGCUAGCUCCAAUGUAUUAUCUUGUUUUCUUCUUCAGUUGGUUCUUAUACCCUCUGAUAUUUACCAACCCAGGCUGGUUUGUAUCAGAGAGAUUCUCGAAAAAUUGAGAGGAAGAAUGGCCAUUUGUGUUAACUUUUCUAAACAAUUUCAUCCCGUUCUUCACACAAGCUCUGAACGGAUGCUAUUAUUGGCCAUAUGUCAUCCCAAAUGACAUGAUUCUACACUUGUUCUUCCCUUUCUUAGUGAUACUGUACAAGAAAAGGAGAACAUUAUUCUAUAUCACCAAUAUUGCACUGCUGGUCGGUGGAUGCUUACUUGACUUCUAUAUAACGAUUAAGAACAGAUUAAGAGUAGGGAUUCUUACGUUUGAGGAUUAUUACCUCUAUUCUUGAUUUUACAACAAGCCUUAUACUAAGUUGCCUAUACUGGCAUGAGGGAUGGGCAUGGGAGCGUUUUAUUUACGACUAAUCAAGUACAAACAGGCUUCUGAUGAAGACCAGAAGAAGAAGUUCCCUUUGAUUCAUUUCAUGAACAAUUCAUUACUCUUUGCUAUUUUUUUGUAUGCUUAUGCCUUCUGAGUGAUAAACUUUAUCAAUAUUAUCCAAGUCUCUUCGAACCGUAAUGGAUAUAGCUGGGGAAUGAACCAAAAUGGUAUCUUCUUCGCUCUUAGUAGAUUUGGAUAUAUUAGUGGCAUAAUGGCUAUUAUUUUAAACAUUCUAACAGGAAAAGGAAGGUACAUAAAAGUCCUUCUCUCGAACUACCUCUGGAGACCCUUAGCCCGUUUAAACUUCACUGCCUACCUAAUAUUCCCCUUAGUAAUCGGAGCUGCUAUUUUCAACACUAAAACGAGCUUGUACGUGACUUACAUCAGUAUAAUCCCAUCAAUGUUCUCUUGUAUCAUUCUGACCUAUACAUUCGCCUUAUUCGCAUUCCUACUAUUCGAAAAACCGAUGGAAAACCUGAAGAACUACAUAAAAUUCCUGAUUUUCGGUGACGAAUCUCUUCUGUUCGACCCAAAUAAAAAUAAGCUAGAGACUUUGUCACAGAGCGUUACAGUGGAAGACCUUGCCAAGAAGAAAAUGUAGGCGGGAUUUAAGAGGAUUUUU
This is a messenger RNA of Moneuplotes crassus, 2555 nucleotides long. The record is from the annotation of a GenBank genome assembly. Lineage: Eukaryota; Ciliophora; Spirotrichea; Euplotida; Euplotidae.